Molecule: messenger RNA, 4130 nt
Organism: Hyalella azteca
Lineage: Eukaryota; Metazoa; Arthropoda; Malacostraca; Amphipoda; Hyalellidae
Product: nephrin
Exons: 13
Coding region: 15-2807 (930 amino acids)
Molecular function (GO): protein binding
Source: RefSeq, a predicted model, not a curated record
UAUUAGUGUUUUUAAUGUUUCAAAAAGCAUGUUAUUUCUCUGAUUUAGGAGAAGCAUCUAUCCUAAGGAUGGCUAAGCUGCAGCUGCUGUUGUUUCUAUUGUCGUUGUUGCAGUCGUCCUAUUCAGCUGCAGCUCGGAACUACUCUGCUGCUGAGGGACUCGAGAGCAGUCCCUUGACCACAGUGCGCGCUCUGAUUGGUCAGUCGGUGCUGCUGCCUUGUGACGUCACGCCAACAACCACAGCCAAGCCACCAAUCCUGGUGCUCUUCUAUUACGGAGAGAGCGGCACUCCAAUCUACACUUUGGACGCUCGCGACGACGAAGUGGUCAACGGCCGCCGCUGGGCGGACGAGAACCGCCUGGGACGACGCGCGCAGUUCAUCGUCAGCGGCGACGAGCGCGGACUGCUGCUCACCGACCUGCAGCCUGACGAUGAGGGCGAGUAUAGGUGCCGCGUCGACUUCAGAGCUGCGCCCACCAAGAACUUCAGAAUACUUCUAGAUAUCAUCAUGCCGCCGCGGCACCUGCUGAUCACGAGCAGCUGGGACGAGGGUCGCGUGGUGGAGGGCAACAUCGGCCCCUACCCUCAGGGGGCGGACCUUACCCUCACCUGCCAGGUUACCGGGGGUGACCCGCUGCCAUCGGUGGUCUGGUGGCAGGCUGGCAGACUUGUCGAUCGCUCCGCUGAACUGCAAACCGAGCAGGUGACACGCAACACGCUGCGUCUGCCGCCCCUGGGCCGUGACGACGUGCUCACGUCUCUCACGUGCACAGCCAGCAACAACAACAUCUCUGCACCCCUAUCUGCCUCUGUCACCAUCGACGUCGCGCUGCCUCCAACUUCAGUGCGAAUUUGGCUCAAAACUCAAGACAGAAAUCCGUACCAAAGCCCCGAGUUUGAUCGAGCGCGCGCCCAAAUCUCAUCGCAGCGACUGCUGGUCGUCAAAGAUGGCGUCGAGUACGCGGUUGCUUGCGAGGCGCUAGGCAGCCGUCCUCAGGCUUUCGUCCUGUGGGAGAAGGAUGGUCAUGCAAUUGAUAUGCACCAGUCGGCCUCUACAACGCAAUCCUCCGUGUUGCAUGCAGGACCAAACUCUAAUCGUGAUGCAGGAUCCCUCUCCACGUUGACUUUCAUCCCCUCGCCCGAAGAUCAUCAAAAGGUCCUCAGAUGCACCGCCUACAGCCCCAAGAUUCCCGAUGAGUCUGUCAGUGACCAUGUCACUCUAGAAGUGCUUUAUGCGCCGAAGUUGAACCUGACAUACUCGGCGGGGACGCCGCAAGACGCGCUAGAAGUGGGCGACUCGUUCGGGCUGAGCUGUGGCGUGGACGCCAACCCUCCUCCUACGGCCCUCCACUGGGCUAAAGAUGGCGUGCCCCUGGAGAGUUCUUCCCUGGAGGGCGUGACGGUGAUGGGGUCGCGGGUGGCGGUACAGGGCGCGUCCCGCCGCCUGUCGGGGGCCUACACCUGCGCCGCCGCCAACUCCCUGGGCGCCGCCACCUCCCACCCCCUCACCCUCAACAUCAAGUUCGCGCCUGAGUGCGCCGACCACCAAAAAACGCACUAUGGCGCCGGUCUGAAGGAGGUCUUGGAAGUCACUUGUAAGGUCUGGAGCCACCCUGCCCCUCUGAGCUUCAGGUGGGCUUUCAACAGCACCAUGGGGCUCAUAGACAUCCCCCAGAACACCUUCAGCAAUAACGGCACUGUCAGCAGAGCCUUGUACAUCCCCCACACCUCACUGGACUUCGGUUCCCUCCUCUGCUGGGCUGCUAACGACGUGGGCAUGAUGCUCCAGCCGUGCGUCUUCCACGUCGUCCCGGCCGCGAAGCCAGAAGCGGUCGAGAACUGUAGAGUGCACAACAACAGUUCCAUGCCACGCACCGUGGCUCUGGUGACGUGUUCUCCAGGCUACGACGGUGGCAUGAACCAAACUUUCUCUCUUGAAGUCCGAGAAUUCAAGAAUCUUCAUUCCCGUCCCUUGGCUCAAGUUUCCCACUCCCCCAUUCCGGUAUUCCACUUGAAGAACCUCAAAAUUGGCGAGCCUUUGAUGUUCAUCAUAACCGCCGUGAACGCUCGAGGCACCAGCGCUCCGGUAACAAUAACAUACACAGCUCCCCAUCUUGCGCUCUCACGACGAGCACCCAACGCAUACGAUAGCACCCGAACUGCAUGGGUUCCUUGGACAUUACUCAUUGCUAUCGUCUUCGGUGGCCUCAUUACGGCCUUAGUGUGUUUCUGUGUGGCGCUUUUCAUGCUCAAGUUCCGCACUCCGAGGAAGUCCAAGAGCGCCGCUAAAAUAGUCUACGCUGGCCCCAUUCGCCCUUGCGAGAAGGAGCGUCUCAACGGAGCGCACACAACUCAGACGACUUGCGAUCAUGCUGACUGCGAAGAGAAGCAGCUGCUGCAGGUGGAUUUUACCCCGAUUUCCCCCAAACCUUCGAUCCACCGCACCCAGAACCACAGGGAUGGGGGUACAUCCUUCCACAUCGUACAGCCCAGACUCGAUGUACUUCCCCAAGGGGAAAGAGAUAAUUUUUCCAACCAAGCUAAUGACGUUAGACUCCCAACACCCACGAAUUGGGGACAACAAGAGUGUUGUGGGGAGUCCUGUUCCCACGGCUACACCCGCAGCAACCUGACAUCUCCGUCACCGGCGUCCCCCCAAAACCCUCAACCUCCACGUCCUUCCCCCCACAACCUGCCCACCCCCCCUCCAACGCUCAGGCAGUUCACAGCUGAUGAACACAAUCAACAAAAUGUCAGUGUGUUCGUUCCUCUGAUGAAUGCACCUGCCAAGCAUAGCGAUGUAUGAAACUGCGCCUGCCAAGCACAGUGAUGUAUGAAACUGCGCCUGCCAAGCAGAGUGAUGUAUGAAACUGCGCCUGCCAAGCAGAGUGAUGUAUGAAACUGCGCCUGCCAAGCAGAGUGAUGUAUAAAACUGCGCCUGCCAAGCAGAGUGAUGCAUGAAACUGCGCCUGCCAAGCGAAGUGAUGUAUAAAACUGGGUCCACCAUGCAUAAUGAAUCAUAAAAAUUUGCCCGCCAAGCUUAGUGACUCAUUAAACAGUGCUCGACCAGCAUAUUGACUCAUAAAACUGUGCCCGCCAAGCAUAGUGAGUCAUUUAAAAAACAGUGCUCGCCUGUCAUAAUGACUCAUAAAACUGUGCCCGCCAAGUAUAAUGACUCAUAAAGCUAUUCCCGCCAAGCAUAAUCGCUCAUAAAACUGUGCCCGUCAGUCAUUAUAACUCAUAAAACUGCGCCCGCCAGGCAUAGUGACUCAUAAAACUGUGCCAGCCAGGCAUAGUGACUCAUAAAACUGUGCCCGCCAGGCAUAGUGACUCACAAAACUGUGCCCGCCAUAGGCAUAGUGACUCAUAAAACUGUGCCCCCCAGGCAUAGUGACUCACAAAACUGUGCCCGCCAUAGGCAUAGUGACUCAUAAAACUGUGCCCGUCAGGCUUAAUCGCUCAUAAAACUGUGCCAUCAUGCAUAGUGAUUCAUUAAACUGUACUCGCCAAACUCAGUCACAUAAAAAUGCAUUAGCAUAUGUUAACCUCUCAUUUAUGGCAGUAUGCUCUAAAUUCACAAUAAAUACUGAAGUCAAGUUAAAACCGCAUGGUUACUGUGCAUUUUAUUCGUUGCUCUGGUAACCGGGCAAGACAAACACAGGAUCUGAAAAGCUGCCACCUUAUCAGCUUUAACCCUUCGUUAAUACACAAUAAAGACUGCAAUAAAAAAUUAGUCAACGGAUUAUUCUUCGCACAGCGCCCAAGACUCUCAUGAUUCUACUGGUCUUGUUUUUUAGCAAAUCCUCAUUCGCCGGACAGAAAUUUCUUGAAUGUUUAACUAACAUUAAUUGCCGUGGACAAGCUUGGGGCGCCGUAGUUUUCCCGUGCUGAUGUGGGGGGCACUGAAUUAAAAGAUUGAACAGGGUGAGACAUUCACGCCCUUGAUGAGAGCGCAACGUUUUCAACGGCCAAACGAAGAGGUGCUGCAUUUGUUAUACUAUUAUUGUUUUGCUGAGUAUCUGUAACGAUUACGUAUUGAUAACUGAAUAUCGAUUUUGAAGAAUUGCAAUAUUUGUAGUUAAUGUUAUUUUUAAGGUAAUUUGUAUUUUGUAAGCGGAUGUAAUAUUUC